Messenger RNA from Coffea eugenioides, 594 nucleotides. RefSeq names its product ethylene-responsive transcription factor 2-like. The coding region runs from base 1 to 594 and encodes 197 amino acids. The record is from RefSeq and is a predicted model, not a curated record. Gene Ontology annotation, biological process: regulation of DNA-templated transcription; ethylene-activated signaling pathway. Gene Ontology annotation, molecular function: DNA binding; DNA-binding transcription factor activity. NCBI's taxonomy places the organism in Eukaryota, Viridiplantae, Streptophyta, Magnoliopsida, Gentianales, Rubiaceae. The transcript has a single exon.
AUGCACUCAGAAACCAUCUCAAAUUCUGAUCUUGCCCUACUUGACUCCAUACAUCAGCAACUUUUGGAUGAUUCUCUAUUUUCUGAUAUUUUUCCAGCAUCCAACUUUUUUGAUGCAACAAUUUACGGCUAUAAUGCCAACUCUAGCUGUGAAGCCUCUCUUCUAGCACAAAGUUGCGGAGAAAUAUUCGAUAAUCCACCCUCUACCACAACCGAUAACUUGGUCAAAAUUGAUCAGGUGGAGCAGAGAAUGGAGUUCGAGCUGCCGCGUGGAAAGCCCGCAUCAGUAGAGUGGCCGAGGUAUAGAGGUGUAAGGCGGAGGCCGUGGGGGAAGUUCGCGGCGGAGAUAAGGAACCCCAAGAAGAAAGGGUCAAGAAUUUGGCUCGGAACAUACGAGACAGCUGAGGAUGCUGCAAUGGCUUAUGACCUGGCAGCUUUUGAAAUACGGGGUGCCAGGGCUCUGCUUAAUUUUCCACACUUGAUUGGCUCUAACAUGUAUUCGACACCUCAAAGGGUGAGCCCGAGGAGCCGCCCAUCAGAGACUUCCACUUCUUCCUCACCGAAGAAGAGGAAACUUGACAAUGGCUCCAUAUAG